This is a messenger RNA of Dama dama (fallow deer), 1123 nucleotides long. RefSeq names its product fms related receptor tyrosine kinase 3 ligand (gene FLT3LG). The record is from RefSeq and is a predicted model, not a curated record. Gene Ontology annotation, molecular function: cytokine activity; receptor tyrosine kinase binding. Gene Ontology annotation, biological process: positive regulation of cell population proliferation. Bases 228 to 1106 code for a protein of 292 amino acids. Gene Ontology annotation, cellular component: cell surface; membrane. The transcript has 8 exons. Lineage: Eukaryota; Metazoa; Chordata; Mammalia; Artiodactyla; Cervidae.
GAGGAGAAAUGGACUCCGGGUCCCCGAAGGGCGGGGCCGGGGUCCCCCUCCUGGAGCUGAGCGCAGACGGCUGGGGGUCGGGUUCCUGGGUCCCUGGCCUGCGCAGAGUUGCGGGCACCGGACGUCGGGGUUCUUAGAAGGGGAGAUGAGGAGUUUUCACCGUAACUGUGCUUCACGCAGGAAGCCCUAUAGAAUCCGGCCACAGGCAUGAAGGGCCCCCGGCAGAAAUGAUAGUGCUGGCGCCAGCCUGGAGCCCAACUACCUCCCUUCUGCUGCUGCUGUUACUGCUCAGCCCUGGCCUCCAAGGGACCCCCGACUGCUCCUUCCGCCACAGCCCCAUCUCCUCCACCUUUGCCAUCAAGAUCAGCAAGCUGUCCAAGUACCUGCUUCAAGAUUACCCCGUCACUGUUGCCUCCAAUCUUCAGGACGACAAGCUCUGCGGGGCGUUCUGGCGUCUGGUCCUGGCCCAGCGCUGGAUGGGACGGCUCAAGACCGUGGCUGGGUCGGAGAUGGAGAAACUGCUGGAGGAUGUCAACACCGAGAUACACUUUGUCACCUCAUGUGCCUUCCAGCCCCUUCCCAGCUGUCUUCGCUUCGUCCAGGCCAACAUCUCCCACCUCCUGCAGGACACUUACCAGCAGCUGGAGGCCUUGAAGCCCUGGAUCACCCACCGGAAUUUCUCCCGGUGCCUGGAACUGCAGUGUCAGCCGGACUCACCCACUCUGCUGCCCCCGAGGAGCCCCGGGGCCUUGGGAGCCACAUCCCUGCCGGCCCCUCAGUCCCCUCUUCUGCUCCUCUUGCUGCUGCUGCUGCUGCCGGUGGCCCUCCUGCUGCUGGCCGCUGCCUGGUGCCUGUGCUGGCGGAGGAGGAGACGGAGGACACCCUACCCUGGGGAGCGGCGGAGGACACUGAGGCCCAGAGAGAGCAGUCACCUGCCUGCGGACACAGAGUCGGAACUUGGAGGAAGUCAGCUAGAACCUGGUCCUUUCUUUGGCCACACUGCUCCUGUCACUGUCCCCCCGGGAUGGAGGCAACGCCAGCACCCACCAUCGGCUCCCCCUUCCCCCCUUUGUACAAAGCCCUUGUCCCCAGGAAAUUGUAUAUAAAUCAUCAUUUUCUACCA